AUGCAUGCAUGUGAAAAAUUUACUCAGAUGCCAAUUUCUGAACGACAAGCCACAGUUAUGCGUUUAAAGUUGUGCUUUAAUUGUUUAAAUUUGUGUCAUCAAGUAAAAUCUUGUAAAUAUCCUAGUUGUCCGAAAUGUAAUAAGCGACAUAAUUCAAAACUGCACGAGGAAUCUGCAUCUUCCGUUACCAACGAAGAUUACCAUAAUGAGCAAACUAACAUUCAAGGGGGCUCUGCGGUUCUUUAUACUGAAAGUGUGGGUAUUGCUAAAAAUCAAAGUAGUGUAAUGUUAGCUACUGUCUUGAUUUAUGUGAAUGAUAGUGUGGAUCAACGUCAUUUAUGUCGUGCCGUUCUAGACUCGGGAUCUCAAUUGAAUUUCAUAACUCAGUCCUGUGCCAAGAAGCUUAACUUAUCUUUGUCUGACCUUACAUUUAAUAUCGUUGGAGUUUCAUCUAUGUCAUCGACAGCCAAACGUCUCAAUACAACAACAAUUUUGUUUAGACUUGGCAAUUACCAAUAUAAUGUUAAUUUUUACUCAGUACCAAUAAUUGUCAACGCCUUACCUUCACAGUAUGUUAAUAGGAAUUCAGUGAUCAUACCUGAUCAUAUUAAGCGACAUUUGGCAGACCCACAAUUUCACCAGCCAGGGCCCAUUGAUAUAUUAAUAGGAGCGGAUGUAUUUUUUGACUUCUGGCUUAGUGAAAAAUAUUCGCUUCCUCACAGUACUAUACUUCAUCAAACCAAAUUUGGUUGGGUAGUUGAAGGGAAAUGGCCUGGUAUGGCCACAAUUUCAUUACAAUCUAAUUCAUGUAUGCUUAAUGAACCUGCCUGUUUAUUUUCAACUACUAAGUUGGCUCAGCGUACCCAAGAAGAAAAGGCAGCUGAGGAGCAUUUCAGCACAACACAUAGUCGUAAUGCUGAUGGUCGGUUUAUGUUAAGGCUCCCAUUCAUGCAAAGUCCAUCGCUUUUGGGUGAUUCUUUUAGCAUGGCACAGAGACGUUAUGGACACAUGGAACCCGCUGAACCUAUUAAUGAUGAACCUGUUUAUUACUUGCCUCAUCAUGCAGUCUUUAAACAUGAUAGUACAACCACCAAAAUUAGGGUAGUCUUUGAUGGCUCAGCUACUACUACAUCAGGGUUAUCUUUAAGUGAUAUAUUAUUAGAGGGACCAAAGGUACAAUUUGACAUCUUUCAUAUAUUAUUACGUUUUCGUUUGCAUCCUAUUGCUAUUACAGCGGAUGUGGCUAAAAUGUACAGGCAGAUUUUGUUACAUAUUAGAGACUGUAACUUACAGAGGAUACUUUAUCGUUCCCAACCUGUUGAACCAUUACAUGAAUUUAAUCUUCGAUCUAUUACUUAUGGUACGAAAAGUGCUUCAUUUUUAGCUACCCGCUGCCUAACUCAAAUAUCACAAGAAUUGCCUUGCACCAUAACCCGUCGGAUAAUAACUGAAGAUUUUUAUGUGGACGACCUAAUCAGUGGUGGAAGUACCGAGGAAGAAUGUUAUACCAUUUACGAAAGGCUCUAUUUAACGUUAGAAAAGUUUGGUUUUCCUUUGCAUAAAUGGUGCUGCAGUUCCCAGGCCGUUAUAGAUAGAUUUUCGAAGGCAGAAAGGGACCCUAAUUUUAUGGUAGAAUUAAAGGAUAACGAAGUUAUAAGUGCUCUUGGCUUAUUAGUAGCUUCUCUUAAGGCAUCAACAAUUUCUAGGCUUGAAUUUUGUGGUGCGCUACUGUUAGCAGAACUUUUAGUUGAGGUUCAGAAAGAGUUGACGAAGUUAAAUUUUGUUAUUCCGCAACGAGAUGUAUAUUUAUGGACCGAUUCAACUAUUGCGCCGCCUUACCAAUGGCCGUUGGUUCGAGUGUCUACUGUUCAUCCAGGAACCGAUGGAAUUGUCCGUGCCGUUACUGUGAGAAAUUCUGGCGGAACAGAGUUUAAACGUCCUGUGGUAAAACUGGCUUUUCUACCUACUGCUGAUUAUAAUGAAAUGGAUGAACAUAACCCCCUAUAA
Messenger RNA from Daktulosphaira vitifoliae (grape phylloxera), 2007 nucleotides. RefSeq lists its product as uncharacterized. Gene Ontology annotation, molecular function: aspartic-type endopeptidase activity. NCBI's taxonomy places the organism in Eukaryota, Metazoa, Arthropoda, Insecta, Hemiptera, Phylloxeridae. The record is from RefSeq and is a predicted model, not a curated record. The transcript is spliced from 3 exons. Gene Ontology annotation, biological process: proteolysis. The coding region runs from base 1 to 2007 and encodes 668 amino acids.